AUGAAUGACGACUUGGAACGCGCAGCUCAUGAAGGAAGUUAUUUCCGCUGCGUGAAUAUCUGUAGACGAAGGCAUCUCAAAGCUCCAGAGUCAAUUCCGCCUCAGGGGGGCCAAAACACGUCGUUCAACACACGGGACCGCCCGCGUAGGAGCGAGCCGAGUGAAGGAUUCAAGACAAGAAAUUCUUAG
Colletotrichum tamarilloi is the source of this 189-nucleotide messenger RNA. RefSeq lists its product as uncharacterized. NCBI's taxonomy places the organism in Eukaryota, Fungi, Ascomycota, Sordariomycetes, Glomerellales, Glomerellaceae. The record is from RefSeq and is a predicted model, not a curated record. The transcript has a single exon. Bases 1 to 189 code for a protein of 62 amino acids.